CCUGGCCUGUCCUCUGCUGUUCUCCAGCAUGGUGUGUCUGUGUUUCUCUGGAGGCUCCUGGUUGGCAGCUCUGACAAUGAUACUGGGGGUGCUGAGCCCUCCCCUAGCUUUGGCCAGGGAUAUUGCACCGCAUUUCUUGCUUCUGGUGAAACACGAGUGUCAUUUCUUCACUGGGACGGAGCGGGUGAGGUUUCUGGACAGAUACUUCUAUAAUGGAAAGGAGUACGUGCGCUUCGACAGCGACGUGGGCGAGUUCCGGGUGGUGAUAGCUGGGCGGCCUUCAGCCAAGUACUGGAACAGCCAGAAGGACAUCCUGGAGCACUUUCGGACCGCAGUGGACUGGUUCUGCAGAUGCAGCUACAAGGUCUAUGCGACCUUCCUUGUGCUGCGGCGAGCUGAGCCCACAGUGACGGUGUAUCCUGCAAAGACCCAGCCCCUGCAGCACCACAACCUCCUGGUCUGCUCUGUGACCGGGUUCUACCCAGGCCACGUGGAGGUCAGGUGGUUCCGGAAUGGCCAGGAAGAGGCGGCGGGGGUGGUCUCCACAGGCCUGAUCCCUAAUGGAGACUGGACCUUCCAGACCAUGGUGAUGCUUGAAACGGUUCCUCAGAGUGGAGAGGUCUACAGCUGCCGAGUGGAGCACCCCAGCCUGACGAGCCCUGUCACAGUGGAAUGGAGGGCACGGUCUGAAUCUGCUCAGGGCAAGAUGAUGAGUGGGGUUGGGGGCUUCGUCCUGGGUCUGCUCUUUGUUGCUGUGGGGCUGUUCAUCUACUUCAAGAAUCAGAAAGGACGCCCUGCCCUUCAGCCAACAGGCCUCCUGAGCUGAAGUGCAGGUGGUGACACUCCAAGCAAGCAUCCUCUGUGCCAGCGUCUUCACAGCAUGAGAAGGCUCCUGCUAUGCUCUGCGUCCUCCCCCAGGAGAGCUCUUCCUCAGACUCUCCUUUGCUCCUGGUUCAGGGACCCUGCAGAAAAGGUCUUUUGAUGGCUUUCUCAGCCUCCCCCCUUUGACCUGGAAGUUCCUUGUGUUGAGGGCUGUACCUGGUUGGUCUCUGUUGUUUUUUUCCUGGUUGGUCCCUGUUGUUUUCGACGUUACUGCCUCCUGUGCAUCUGAACUCAUCCACUGCCCAUAUUACCUUAUUAUGUUUUUCUCCAAUAAAUAUGGAGUGACAAUG
Messenger RNA from Sus scrofa (pig), 1172 nucleotides. NCBI's taxonomy places the organism in Eukaryota, Metazoa, Chordata, Mammalia, Artiodactyla, Suidae. The record is from RefSeq and is a predicted model, not a curated record.